Molecule: messenger RNA, 875 nt
Organism: Suncus etruscus (white-toothed pygmy shrew)
Lineage: Eukaryota; Metazoa; Chordata; Mammalia; Eulipotyphla; Soricidae
Product: peroxiredoxin-2-like
Exons: 1
Coding region: 65-661 (198 amino acids)
Biological process (GO): cellular response to stress; cell redox homeostasis; response to oxidative stress
Cellular component (GO): cytosol
Molecular function (GO): thioredoxin peroxidase activity
Source: RefSeq, a predicted model, not a curated record
UCACCUCGGCAUCCACGCUGCACCGUGUCUGUGCGUCCUGCGCCGAUCCACGCAGCUUGCAGACAUGGCCUCGGGGAACGCGCACAUUGGGAAGCCGGCCCCCAACUUCCAGACUACGGCUGUGGUGGAUGGAGCCUUCAAGGAGGUGAAACUCUCCGACUAUCGGGGGAAGUACGUGGUCCUCUUUUUCUACCCACUGGACUUCACCUUCGUGUGUCCCACCGAGAUCAUCGCCUUCAGCGAGCACGCAGACGCCUUCCGCCAGCUGGGCUGCGAGGUCCUGGGGAUGUCGGUGGAUUCGCAGUUCACCCACCUAGCUUGGAUCAACACCCCCAGAAAGGAAGGAGGCCUGGGCCCCCUGAAAAUCCCCCUGCUGGCCGAUGUCACCCGAAGCCUGUCCCACGACUACGGGGUAUUGAAGGAAGAUGAGGGUAUUGCCUACAGGGGCCUCUUUAUCAUCGAUGGCAAAGGGAUUCUCCGCCAGAUCACCGUCAAUGAUUUACCUGUCGGGCGCUCCGUGGAAGAGGCUCUGCGGCUGGUCCAGGCUUUUCAGUACACCGACGAGCACGGGGAAGUCUGUCCUGCGGGCUGGAAGCCAGGGAGCGACACCAUCAAGCCCAGCGUGGACGACAGCAAGGAAUACUUCUCCAAACACAACUAGGUGGUGCCCAACCGCCCUUUGCACACCUGGCACUUAUGCUGGGCCUCCCCCCUCCCCCCCCCCCACUGUCCACAGAACAGAGAGAAGUCAGAUCCGCUCUUUUGACGUACUAGGAAGGGUUCUGGUGAGCGGUGACCCCCGCUCUGGAGUCCACGUAGCAGGGCAAACGCCUAGAAGGAGCCAAAUAAAGUGUUUGGGCUAAAAAAAAAAAAAA